UUUUUUUUUUUUACUUUUAACAUUCUUUGAGAAAAGUGUAUUUAGAAAACGAUACCUUGGGAGCUGGUGAGAGGAUUUAAGAGCACUGGAUCCUCUUCCAGAAGUCUUGAGUUCAAUUCCCAGCAACCACAUUGUGGCUCACAACCAUCUUUAGGGAGCUCUGAUGCCCUUUUCGGGCAGGCAGACAUAUAUUCAGCAGAGCACUCAUACAUUAAAUAAAUGUUUUUUUGGAAAAGCGCGACAUUUUUGUGAAAACAAAAACCCCGAUAAAUGGUAAUAGUAAAAUCCUAAUACGAAAAGUUAGAUCAAGGCUCAAGCACAUAGCCCUAAUCAAAGCAAUUUGAACCUCAAGUCCCGAUAUGAGCUGGAGUGCACAAGCUCAGUGGCGCGGGGCGUGUCCAAGUGGCCGGUUUUUCCGUUUGCGCAUGCUCCUUCAUUGAAGCUUCAAAUCUUACCGCUGCUGCUGGGCUUGCUUGCUGGUCUCAGGGAGUCCUCCCUGCGGAUGAGAGCGAAUACGGUCCUGCGUGACUGAAGAACUGACACUGAAGGCAGAGAGGGCAAUGGCUGAGGAAAGCCAGGAGAUAGGUGGCAUCCAUUUUCUGUUUCUCUUCCCCCCUUAUCCUAUCCAGAAAGACUUCAUGGCAGAACUCUACAAGGUUUUGGAGACUGGCAAGAUUGGGAUAUUUGAGAGUCCAACUGGCACGGGAAAGUCCUUAAGUCUGAUUUGUGGGGCCCUCUCCUGGCUCCGGGACUUUGAACAGAAGAAAUUGCAAGCAGAGGCUGGUCUCCUCGCUCCUGCAUCUGGCCCCACAAGUAGUGGGAGGAACUCAGUCCUGUCUUCCUCAUCCUGCCAAGAACCCUCUGACACCCUGAGACCUGCUGGAGAUCCUGACUGGGUCACUGAAUUUGUGCAGAAGAAAGAAGAAAGGGACCUGGUGGAGAGGCUGAGGGAGGAGCAGCUGAGGAGGAGGAAGCGAGAGGAGCGGCUGCAGGAGGUCUGCCAGGAUGGAAGACGCAGGUUUGCUGCCAAGCGCUCGGGCGGAUGAGGGUGAGGAUGACUUGGAGGAAGAACAUAUAACCAAGAUUUAUUACUGCAGUCGGACACACUCACAGCUGGCCCAGUUUGUGCGUGAGGUACAGAAGAGCCCUUUUGGCAAGGAGACGUGGCUAGUCUCCCUUGGGUCUAGGCAGAGCCUUUGUGUGAAUGAAGAUGUGAAAAGCCUGGGUUCUGUGCACCUCAUGAAUGACCGCUGUGUGGACAUGCAAAGACGCAAACACGAGAAGAUGAGAAUUGGGGAAGACAAGCCAAAGAGAAGGAGACAGAAGAUGCAGGCCUCCUGCCCCUUCUACAACCAUGAGCAGAUGGAGCUUCUCCGGGAUGAGAUUCUGCUGGAGGUGAAGGACAUGGAGCAGCUCGUGGCCCUCGGGAAGGAGGCCCAGGCCUGCCCCUAUUAUGGAAGCCGCUUUGCCAUCCCUGCAGCCCAGAUGCUGAUGUCCAUUCUUGGCAGACGCUCCACACUGAUACAGCAAACAAGCAGCUCAGCACUGGGUGUUCUUCUCGACCGCAGGGAGAUGCUGAGGUGGCCCAUUAGAGCCUUGAUCUUUGUCCCUCUGCCGGGCACCACACCAUCACAUUAUAUUCCACCUGGACAUUUGUUCCUGUGAACAACAGCCUCACAUAUUCCUGCAUACCUUGCUCAGGGAGGAGGGUUUUACUCUGUGUUUCCAGAUCAGCGUUGGUAUUGAGAUGUGAUCCUCUGCAGUAAUGACCACCUGCCCUCAUCGUCAGAGAGCUAUGUCCUUCCUGACCCCACAUGCACCAGCUCCUGUAGGACGGAGGCGUCAUCUGCAGAGGAGAAGCAGAGGAGGGAAGGCCUUAGAUGCAAGGUGAGGGAACCCCAGGUACCAUGGACAAGGGCAAGCCCACCUUUGCUGAGAACUUCCUACUGCAUGAGAUACCCCCGUGUAGAUUACAACUCUGGUAAGAGCCAAAGUGCUCAGGAGGGAAGGACACUGGGGAAAUGCAGAGACGGGAGAACUGAUGGGCCAUUGCCUUGUCCUGAAUGACUAAAGCCUGCCCUUGAGACAUGCAGUGGCCAUCGAGAAUAGCCAAGGCCAUCGACUACUGGAUGUCAGCAAGUUGUGUGUCAGGAAGCUAAUGGAACAGCACGUCCUUUAGGGCGGGGAGGGAAAGGGGUCACAUGUGCCAUUGGGCUUCGUCUCAUGCUGACUCUGGGAUAGGGAGAGUCCGGACCCCCUAUGUCCUGUGCAAACUCAGGUUCCAUAGGGAAUCCAUGACCAUCCUCUGCAGAUGAGGACAGCAGUCAUGAGUCCCAGAAAUGAAACCAAUGGAGAACAGAAUCGAUGGGGCGGUAAGUGGCUGAGACACCUGAUAGAGGACUGAGUGAAAAUGUGACAGGGCACGAGGUCAGGCCAGCCAUGUCCUGUUCCUAGAGUGAGGAGAGCUCACACUCUGAAGUGUCUGACAGGCUGGAAAGUGUUUUCGUCUCCCCAUCUGGAUUGGAUAAUUUUCUGUCAAUUUGGUAAACUUAAAGUCAUUGGGGAUGAAAAUGUCUUGUUGAGAAUAUGCCCUUAUCAGAUUGUGAGUGUGUCUGUCCUACAUUUCAUUAUUAGUGAUUGACUGUGUUUAGUCCAGUUUGGGUGAUAGCAGACAUGGGAGUAGCUAGCCACUUUUGGAAGAUAAAUGGUGGGUUUUUGUCUUCAGAGCCAUGGGGAAGCAAUAGAGUCUUGACCGGCAAGCCCUGAUGCUCUUGUGCAAUCACUUGAAGCACCCAAUGUUCUGAGGGGGAGAUGAGAUUUCCUUUUUGGUCUUCCUCAGGUGGGAAGGGCCGUUUCUCUUCUGAUAUGCUGCUGCAGACACAUGGGGUAGCUACAGCUCCUGAAUGGAGGGCACAGGCACUAAAUUGGCUCUUCUUCUUGGGACAAUGUGAAGCAAUGGCAGGCAUGGAAGCCCUUCUUGCCAUCUUGUGUGCUGAUAGUGUCAGGGCAAGAGGCCCAUGCUCUCCUGAGGGCCAGAUGUGGAGGAUGCCAAAGUUGGGCUCACUGGCCCUUCUUUUUAGGGAAAGGCCAGGCAUAGAGUGAUGUGCCCUUACGGGUUGCAUAGGGCAUGGAAUCUCAGGCUCGGCUGAAGUGGUAAAUCUAUGCUCGGGCCCCUUGUGACCUUUUUUUUAAAACUAAAAUAGGUAUCUGUCUGUUCAUUAAAAUCCCCCCCCCCCCCGGAGUUGGUUACAUAACCCAGGGCCUUGCGCUUGCUAGGCAAGUGCUCUACCACUGAGCUAAAUCCCCAACCCCAUUAAAAUUUUUAGCUGUGAUUCCAAGAUCUCGUUGGCCUAAAGCCCCAUGCUUCAGAGCAUGUUCUAUUGCUUUAAUCUGGAUAGGCCGCUGUGUGGUAUUAGCUUCACUUCCAUGCCCCGUGGAUAUCUCUUAGUGUCCUCACUGGAGGGCCUCAUCCCUGGGGGACUAUGAGGACAUGGUGAAUUAUGUCUUCAAGCUGCCCAGGAAAGUGAGCUGGACUGUCCCAGGUUCCCUUGGCAACCCUUUAUCUAGGUCUGUCUGCUGCUUCCUCCGAAGGAGCCAUACCUAGUGGUGAGGAAAUGGACAAGGAAGUCCAGAUGCACUCCUCUGCCUCCUCGCCAGCAUAUGGCUGCCCCAUUAUGCCCUCUGGGCCAUUCAAGCUCUGUUCCCACUCUGCAUUGCAGUAAGGUGCUGGGUUUGCACUCGAUGUCCAGGACAAAGUUUGUUACAUAAUCCACAUUACCUUCUGCAUGUCCGAGGGAAAGCUGGGUCUCCUGCCUCGACGGACAAUGUCAAGGCUGACACUGUCUGCCUGAUUGUUUUCAUUGCCUCUCCCUCCUCCUGCAGGCCAUCCUCCACUGUCAGGUCAGAGAAGUGUCCUCCUGGGGCACACUCAGCAACAAGAUGGACCCGACUUGCUGUUACUAGAGCCUGGGAGAGGCUGAUGGUGUAGCAUGGGGUAGUGACCAGCCCAUACUUGUUGACACUUUCAUUGGGUCUGCUUCCUGCCUCUUUAUGCUUGUUUUUUUAUUUAUUUAAAAAUUUCAACAUGAAUAAACAAACAUUAACUUUUUUAUUUUCAUUUCAAAUGUUAUCCCCUUUCCCAGUUUCCCAUCCAUAACCCCCCUGUCCCAUCCCCCCUCUCCUUGAGUCUAUGAGGAUGUUCCUCCUUUCCAACCACCCACCCCUUCAUGCCUCCCUGCCCUGACAUUCCCCUACACUGGGGGCGGGGUCCAACCUUGGCAGGGCUGCCCUGUGGUGCCUAACAAGGCCCUGCUUGGCUACAUAUGCAACUGGAGCCAUGGCUCUGUCCACUUGGGUAAUGGUUUAGUCCCUGUGAGGUCUGUUUGGUUGGUAUUGUCAUUCUUAUGGGGUUGCAAACCCCUUCAGCUCCUUCAAACCUUUUUGUAACUCCUCCAUUGGGAACCCUGUUCUCUGUUCAGUGGUUGGCUUUGAGCAUCCACAUCUUUUUGUCAGGCUCUGGCAAAGCCUCUCAGGUGACAGCUUUCAUCAGGCUCCUGUCAGCAUGCACUUCUUGGUAUCAGCAAUGCUGUGUGGGUUUGGUGGCUGUAUGUAUAUGAGCUGGAUCCCAGGGUGGGUAGGCUCUGAGUAUCUAUUCCUCUAGUCUGCUCCAAACUUUGUUUCCAUAUCUCCUAUGAAUAUUCCCCCCCCCCUUUUUUUUUGGGUUUUUUUUUCGGAGCUGGAACCCAGGGCCUUGCGCUUCCUAGGUAAGCGCUCUACCACUGAGCUAAAUCCCCAGCCCCUAUUUUCCCCCUUUUAAGAAGGACUGAAGCAUCCACAUUUUGGUCAUCCUCCUUCUUGAGCUUCAUGUGGUCUGUGGAUUAUAUCCUGGGUAAUUCGAGCUUUUGGACUAAUAUCCAGAGAUACAGGCAAGUGCUGGUGAAAGGAGGGGCAUAGUGCAUGGAAUCCAGGCUUGGCUGAAGUGGUAGAUCCAUGCUCAACCUCCUUGCAUACCUGUUCUUUUAAAAUCAAAUAUGCACCCAUCAUUCCGCCAAUGUCUUUUUUUUUGGAGGGGUUCAACCAUCUCAUUGGCAUUAGACAGCAUUCCUCAGAGCAUGUCUACACUGUUGUAAUAUAGAGAGACCACAGUUGGGAUAUUUACUUCACCUUUCCUGACCCAUGGGUGUCCCUCAGUGUCGUGAGUGCAGGGCCUCAUCUCUCAAGACACUGUGAGGACCUGGAUAAUUAGGUUUCAAUGUGCUCAGAGAUACAACUUAGAAUAUGACAGGUCCCCUGGCAAUCUUUUUCCUGAUACCGUUCAUGUGGCUUCCUCUGAACUGGUGGCACCCAGUGUGAUAAAAUAGAAAAGCAAGCACAGACCCCACACAUCUGCCUUUAUCCCACCACGUGGCCCCUCUAGUACAAUCUCUGGGGUACCAAAGCCCUUGGUUCCUCACUGCCAUUUAGGGGGGAUGCUAGGUCUGAGCUUGGUGGAACAGCCAAAGCAUCAGCUUGGUUUUUCUGUCUGCAUCUUGUAUAAUGUUUUGAAGUUUAGCGUCUCAAACAAUGUCAAAUUUGGGGCAGUACUUUGUGGCUAUCUGCCCAAAAUUUCCUUUGCCUCUCCUUCCUGCAGCAGGCCAUCCUCCAUUAUCAGGUCAAACAAGUUUCCUCCUGGAGCUCACUCUGUAGCUAGAUAGCCUUGCUUUGAUGUUGUUACUAGAACCUUCAAGAGCCUGAUGGAGUCAGUAUGGUGAAGUGUCUGAGGUGUCAUUUCUGACAGUGUUCUCCUGAUGUGCUUCUUGGUUAUCUCUACAGUUUUUAUGGCCAGCACAGCUUGUGUUUGUCUUUGGCAGGCAAGAUUGACAGUGCCAAAUGUACCCUUGCCGAUGGGAAGAGCACAUGGACUCCCGAGUUGGUUCUGUGCAGAAUUGCUGGCCACAAGGCUAGGGUUGCUUUGCUCUGGUGCAUACCGCUGCUGAGGGACGACUGAAAGCUCCCACACUAGGUGCAGCUGAUCUCACCCAACAACUAAACAGACAGCUGUGAGGGAAUCCCACAGGUCGCCAACCACAGCUCUCUCUUCUGUAGGGACAGAACUACAGACAGCCCACAGCCUCCUAUGGGGGACCCUCAAUCUUCCAUCACAGUAAUGUCAGAGCAAGAAAUGGAGCAAGUACAACACGGCAUAAGCCACAGUGGCUGUCUCUACUUUGGGCCACUGGGACCUUUGCAUUCUCUUGAAAAUGAGAUCAGCCUCUCCCAGUUCAGCGGUUCAGAGAUGGAUAUUUACUUGUUUAAGAGGCAGCAGAGUGCUUCAGUGGCCUUUGUAGAUAGAUGUUGACCAGUACUCCAUGCAAGCAGGGCCAGCUCUAACCUGCUGUUCAGGUAGGGUGCCGGUCACAAUCUUUGGAGUUUUGCAGCUAGUGAAGGACAUGGCCAGUUCUGUUACAGAUGACCACAGGGCCAGCUCUCCUGCCUGCCACUGGUAUCACGUGAUGAAUGAAUGAAGAGGGAUCUCACCCUCGCCUAGCAGACAAGAGGACCCUUGGGGCUUGUACACAACCCAUACAUCCAGGCCCAGCUCUACUGUGCUCCCAGGCAAGGUCUGGGGCCUGAACUCCAGAGUGCUGUAGCAAGUGAGUGUCAGGGGCAGCGCUCCUGCUCUGGUCACACCAGAGUCAAGUCUCAAGCUUGCUGUAGGUGGUAAGGCACAAGGACAGAGAAGGGUGUCCCUUUCUUUGUCCACACUACUGAAUUGGCACCAAGUAGCAGUGCCAGCUCCCCCAAACUUGCUCUUCCGGAGAGCAACACACACCCUCCUCAGGCGGUGACUGUGAUUUAGGUCAGUGUAGUCCCUGCUAUGUCAUGAUGGGGAAAGCCAGUGGCAAUGUUGUGCAGUGCCUCACAUGCCCCCUAAGGUGUUUUCCUGGAGAGCAUGCAAAACUCCAGACCUUGUCUGAAAGAUUGUCCUUGGUUUGUAGUCAGGUGGCCCAUUGAUGUUUCCAGCAGUUUGAGACCUGGUAACUAGGAUAAGCCAGCUAUACUGACAAGCUUUCUGCAUUGAAGUGUGGCUUUCUUUUGUAAGAAAACUCUUAACUGCCCAGACACACACUGACUAAAGACUUGCUACUCUCGUCAGGGACCUCAGUAAUCUUGUUUUGGUCUUCUCCCUCAGGGAAAACAAAACCUGUACCUGUCUUUUCGGCCCACUGAAUAAAACUGAUCUUUUUGUUCCCAGUUAUGACUGCUUGGUUGGUGUCUUCUUUUAAACCAAACAGUGCAGUCCAAAAAAAUAUCUCCACCUUUCUCCUGACCUGUCUUUAGCCUGACUGGACAUCUAACACUUACCAGGAUCAUGAGGCCCUGGGCUGUUUCCCAAGCCUAUUUUUUUAAUUGAUGAGAGUUGCUAGGGAAUUUUGCUUUUGUUGUGUGGUCAAACCUCGGAUCUUGGAAAAGAAACUUCAAAGAUUUAAAGCUUUGAUUAUAUGAAUAGGUCCUUAUUACUAGAGAUUUCUCAAAUAGUUUAAAAUCACCAUGACUGUGGAACAGAAAAAGAAGCAAUAGAUAAGAGAGAUCCUAGAGGGGAAGCAAGAGACACCAGGAGAGGAAGGGGCAAGGAGGACAUCUGGUCCUAUGUCGUGAGAUUACAGAGGGGUCCAUGUCCCGUGCUGUAUUGGCCUUCCUCUGGGGCAAUACCCCGGCACUUCUCGUAGAUCGGCACCCAUGUCCUAUUCUUUUAACUGCAGCCCAGCUAACGUGCUGCCAGACACUAACCCAGGGGAGCCUCUUCCAGAGAGCAGAGCAGUUGUGGUCAUCACAGUCCCUCAGCCUUGAUGGGGGAACAAGAGGAGGUGACUGGGUGAUGCUGCAGUGGAUGCAGACGGGAUGCCUAGCCAUGAACCACCAUGAGGGGAAGGUACAUUCUAGGUUCUUCCCCAGGCAUGUCACGUGUAGCUCAGCUCAUCCAGAUGGGCACUGACGUUUGGCUUCAGCUUUUAGGUAACCAUGGGACCUCUGAGUGGAUUGUUGACUGCUGCAGGUGGAAGACGGAGACCCCAUACUGUGUACCUGAUAUAACAUGGGACCUGGAGGGGUCGUAUGCUUCCACCCCUAGCUAUAUGCUCACUCGUACAAGACUGACCUCCUGUUAUGUUUGUCAAGGGAAGGUGUGUGUUCAUAAGAACAAUGCUACGUGUCGCUUUUCCCAGGAUCCCCCUUCUUUGUCGACUUGGCAUUCUUUGAAUUCUCCCAGCUCCUCAAUCUACCAAGUCUCGGUGUAAGCCAUGGAUCCAGAGAUUCCCUAUAGCUUCCUAAAUGAUGUUUAAUCCCAAGGCUUUGCAAAAAAGUCUGAGGCUCAAGACCUAGUCUUUUGAAGCCUUUUGCUGGGAGAACUAGAGUUGUCUCCCCACAUAUUCUAAAUCCCAAGACAGCGAGUCAGGGAGAGCAGGUGUUGAUGGCACAUUCCAAGUUCAAGGGAAAAGUGAGGCUGGGUCCACAGAUCCCCUGUGCCUGUCAGCUGGGAACAGCUCUGUGACGCACAGAUUUGGUUCCGGAAUCCCCGGGUGGUUCUUCCGUGAGAGUGCUGCAGUCACUCAUAAGACCAUCUCUACUGUCUGGUUCUGUGUGUCAACCUGAUGUAAGCUGGAGUUAUCACAGAGAAAGGAGUCUCCCUUGAGGAAAUGCCUCCAUGAGAUCCAGGUGUAAGGCAUUUUCUCAAUUAGUGAUCAAGGGUUGGAGGGCCCAUUGUGGCUGGGGCCUUCCCUGACUUUCUGGGAUCUAAAAGAAAGCAAGCUGAACAAACAGGGGAAGCGAGUCAAUAAAUAGCACUUCUUCAUGGCCUCUACAUCAGCUCCUGUCCCCAAGGUCCUGCCCUGUGUGAGUUCCAGUCCUGACUUCCUUUCCUGAUGGACAGCCAUGUGGAAGUGUAAGCUGAAUAGACCCCUUCAUCCCAAACUUGCUUCUUGGUCAUGAUGCUUUGUACAGGAAUAGGAACCCUAAGACAAAUUGGUACUGAGUGUGGGGUAUUCCUGUGACAGGCUGACCAUGUUUUUGGGAGGACUGUGGAAGGACUCUGGAACUUUGGGAUAGAAGAGCCAUUGGGUGUUAAGAGCUCUGUGGGGUGUUCUGUAGGAGCUUGGAAGAUAAUGUUGAGAACAGUGCAAACGGUUUUGUGGUUUUGGUUAGCUGGGUCUGUAGAAUCAGCUGUAAUGAACAAGAUAUCAAAACUACUGAAGCAAAACCUUUGCAUUACUGGGAUCCUUUGCAGUACUGGGAUGACUGAUGCUGGCUUGCUGGAUCUAAGAAAUUUGCAGUGAUUUAGAAGAGAUGAGCGCCACUGAGGUGAAAUCAGGGAAGUGUUUCCUGAGAGCACAGGGAAGCUGUGUUCCAUACGCAUGGUCGUUCCUCAUGUCCGCCAGACUUGGUAAUGUGUAAGAGUCACCCAGGGUUACUAGGUUUCAGACAUGAAGGUAGCAGCUGAAGCUUGAUACUGCAAGAGUGCAGGAGAGGCCGUUGGUGAAGGUGCAGCCUCAGUGGCAAUUCAAGGCCCAGGAUUGAAGAGAAGUUGAGGCUUAGCACCCUGAAAGGAGCCUGUGAGAGGCUAUUUGUGAAAGUGCAGUGCAGUUGCAGCAGAAGACAGCAGUGUUUUGGAGAUGCCAGUGCCAUGAGAUGAGCACCAAGAACAGCAGCAACAGUGGACUACAAGCAUCUGGAGCCUACAAGACAAGGUGUGUGCUACAAAGGGCAGGGCUGGUGAAGUGACCCAAGCCCUUGGAGGAGCCCAGAAGAUCGUGAGUGGAUCCCAGACAUUGGGCAGUCAGAGUUUGAUUUUUCUUUUCAUUGUGACCGUGCCCUGAUAUUUUUCCCUCUUUCAUUUAUGUAUGUAUGUAUGUAUGUAUGUAUGUAUGUAUGUAUUUAUAUACUUACUUACUUACUUUAUUAUAUAUAAGUACACUGUAGCUGUCGUCAGAUACACCGGAAGAGGGCAUCAGAUCUCAUUACAGAUGAUUGUGAGUCACCAUGUGGUUGCUGGGAAUUGAACUCAGGACCUCUGGAAGAACAGUCAAUACUCUAAACCAUUGAGCCAUCUCUCCAGCCCAUAUUUUUCCCUCUUGAAGAAAGUACCCCACAGUUAAGAGGCUUUGAAUUUUAUUAGAUAUUGGAUAUUUUAAAGGGAUUGACAUUUUAAUCUGUAAAGCCUGUGGGUCUUUUAAAAUUAUUUAGGUCUUGGGGAUGAGUAAGAAAGAAAGGGAUGAGGCUUAAUGGUGAUGUGUUUCUCAAGUUGACAAGGGAUCAGUUGUACUGGCUGGUUCUGUGUGUCAACUUGACACAAGCUGGAGUUAUCCCAGAGAGAGGAGCCUCCCUUGAGGAAAUGCCUGCAUGAGAUCCAGCUGCAAGGCGUUUUCUCAGUUAGUAAUAAAAAUGUUGAAGGGCAGAUCGCAGCUGGUGCCAUCCCUGGGCUGGUAUUGUAAGGUUCUAUAAGAAAGCAAGCUGAGCAAGUAAGGGGAAGGAAGUCAGCCAUGCACCACUCCUCCAUGGCCUCUGCAUCAGCUUCUGCCUCCAGGUUCCUGCCCUGUGUCAAUUCCUGUCUUGACUUCCUUUGGUGAUGAACAGCCAUGUGGAAGUGUAAGCUGAAUAAACCCUUUCCUGCCCAA
This is a messenger RNA of Rattus norvegicus (Norway rat), 10649 nucleotides long. Lineage: Eukaryota; Metazoa; Chordata; Mammalia; Rodentia; Muridae. The record is from RefSeq and is a predicted model, not a curated record.